Benincasa hispida (wax gourd) is the source of this 689-nucleotide messenger RNA. RefSeq lists its product as uncharacterized. NCBI's taxonomy places the organism in Eukaryota, Viridiplantae, Streptophyta, Magnoliopsida, Cucurbitales, Cucurbitaceae. Gene Ontology annotation, cellular component: mitochondrion. The record is from RefSeq and is a predicted model, not a curated record.
CACAAAGAUCUGUCUUCCUCCUCCCCCUCAAGAAAACGACGAACCUGAAAAACCUUCUCAGGGUUCUCGGAGCUUCAUUGCAGAAUGGACUUAGCCUCCAAAUUUCUUCGAACUGUGACCAAUGCCACCAACAACAACACCCUUAUCAACGUUUGUUUGGUCCUUUCCUUUGGGGCACUGAGCGCAAGAUCGAUCAAGCAGCAGAGGGAAAUUGAAGCUCUGGAAGCCGAGAAAGUUUCACUUCUGAAUUCCAAUAAAGCGCUGAAGAAAACCAUGUGGGAUUGGAAGCAACAGCUCUUCGCCGAAGCCUCAACCGACUCCGCUUUGGUCCCCCUCGCCAGGAUCAAAGCCAUCUAUGGCGAAGCUCCGAUUUCCCCUUCCGGAGUAGGGCAUGUUGCAACCGAAGAUGCAAAUUCACAAGGCUCCAAACUUAUGGUUUAAUGUUAGUUUACUCUAGUUUUUGAGGUUUUGUUUCCUUGGUUCACGAAAUUGCAUAUUGUAUGCUUUAGGCUAAAAUAAAAUAAUGCAGGGUAUUAGGAAUUAGAUUUUCCAAAAGUACUACCAACUUAACUUCAAUGACAGACAGAUAUACGAUUCCCUCACAUUGUCAAAAAGAAAAAAGAAAAAAUCCUUUUCAUUUGUCAUUAAUUCCUCAAGAAUAAAACAGCUAUAUAAUCUUGUGGCCACAA